Molecule: messenger RNA, 1066 nt
Organism: Dermatophagoides pteronyssinus (European house dust mite)
Lineage: Eukaryota; Metazoa; Arthropoda; Arachnida; Sarcoptiformes; Pyroglyphidae
Molecular function (GO): RNA binding
Source: RefSeq, a predicted model, not a curated record
UUUUUUUUUUGAUAUUUCGCUCGUUUCGAACUUGCUUUUGUCAUUCGAUUCGAAUAUUGACGAUUUAUUACUGUUGUCUUCCAAGAUAAAAACGAUUCGGUUUUGUUGUUUUUUUAUUUGGAACAAAAUAAAAUCUUAACAAAAUAAAAAUUGACAAAUUUAAAAACGAUAUAAAAAUGAUGGCACGUCGUGAAUCCGUUCCAUUGGAUUGUAAAGUUUAUGUUGGUGAAUUAGGUAACAGUGGUAAUAGACAUGAACUUGAAGAUGCUUUCGGUUAUUAUGGUCCAUUACGUGAAGUUUGGGUUGCACGUAAUCCACCAGGUUUUGCAUUUGUUAUGUUUCAGGAUGCUCGUGAUGCACGUGAUGCUGUUCGUGCUUUGGAUGGAAAAUUGAUUUGUGGCCGUCGUGUACGUGUGGAAUUAUCCACUGGUAAAUCUCGACAUGAAAAACGUGGUUUUCGAAUUCGUGAUGGACCUGGCGGACCACGUGGAGGUUAUGGAGGACCUGGCGGUCCACGUGAUGGAUCACCAAGACGACCACGUGGUGAUCCAUAUGGGCGCGGUAUGCCUGAUCGUGGUCCACCAGGACCUAAUGGUCCAGCUGGUGGCCGUUAUGAUGAUCGUUAUGCUCAUCGAGGUCGUGGUUAUUCAAGAAGCCGAAGCCGUUCACCAUCACCGAUUGUUCGUGGUCGGCCACGAACACCGCCAUCAAGAUCACGAUCACGUUCGCCGAUUCCAAAGUCACCGUUAUCAGAUCGUUAUGGUGUGUAUUGAAACACGAUCAUCUUUGAAAUGUAUCACCGUCAUUAAACAUGUGUGUGUUUUUGUUGUGAUUGAAAAUUAUGAUCAAUGGCCAUCAUCAUUGUCAUUAUUUUUCAAGAAAAAAAAAUAAACAAAAUACACCAUCAUCAUAUUUGUCUUUAUCAUCUGAAUCAAUCUCACCCAUAAUAAUUAUUCAUCCAUUGCAACAUUCAUUUAACAUUUUUCUCUGCAUAUUUUGUAUUGAUCAACCCGUUUAUACCAUCACACGGAUUCAAAUGAUGACGUUUGAUAGUUCGCUAGCGCAC